This is a messenger RNA of Sciurus carolinensis (gray squirrel), 1494 nucleotides long. It is a transcript of the gene Rxylt1, whose product is annotated as ribitol xylosyltransferase 1. The record is from RefSeq and is a predicted model, not a curated record. NCBI's taxonomy places the organism in Eukaryota, Metazoa, Chordata, Mammalia, Rodentia, Sciuridae. Gene Ontology annotation, molecular function: ribitol beta-1,4-xylosyltransferase activity. Gene Ontology annotation, cellular component: Golgi apparatus. Bases 148 to 1482 code for a protein of 444 amino acids. The transcript has 6 exons. Gene Ontology annotation, biological process: protein O-linked glycosylation via mannose.
GGGGCCGUGGCCGAGGACUGUUCGGAUGACUCCCUGCUGGCUGGCCUGGGCCUGCUCCUGGCGCUGCCAGGACCACGGCUAGGCGUUUUGGCUUCUCUCCCCGCGCGGCUCUGUGGCCGCGGCGGCCUGACCGGAAGACUGAGUGGGAUGAGGCUGACGCGGAAGCGGUUCUGCUCGUUUCUCAUCGCCCUGUACUGCCUCUUCUCUCUCUACGCCGCCUACCUCGUCUUCUUCGGGCGCCGCAGCCGAGUGCCGACUGCUACCUCUCGGGGCCUCAGGAAGGGGGCGGCUCCAGCGCGGGAGAGGCGCGGCCGAGAACAAUCUACCCUGGGGAGUGAAGAAUGGAAUCCUUGGGAAGAAGAUGAAAAAAAUGAGCAACAACACAGAGUUAAAACUAGCCUUCAAAUAUUAAAUAAAUCUACAAAGGGAGGAAAAACAGACCCCCAUGUACAAAUCUGGGGCAAAGCUGCCAUUGGUUUGUAUCUUUGGGAGCAUAUUUUUGAAGGCUUGCUUGAGCCCACUGAUGUGACCGCUCAGUGGAGAGAAGGAAAGUCAAUUGUGGGAAACACACAUUACAGCUUCCUCACUGGUCCAUCUGUAGUCCCAGGGUACUUCCCCACUGAUGUGAGUAAUGUGGUGCUUGUUUUAAAUGGAAGAGAAAAGGCAAAGAUCUCUCAUGCCACCCAGUGGUUAUUUUUUGCACAGACUUUAAAGAAAACUCAAAAACUCCAGCAUCUUGCUGUGGUUUUGCUUGGAAAUGAACAUUGUGAUAAUGACUGGAUACUCCAAUUCCUCAAAAGAAAUGGAGGUGUAGUGGAGCUGCUUUUCAUAACAUAUGACAGCCCCUGGAUUAACAACGUGGAUAUUUUUCAGUGGCCUUUAGGAGUAGCAACAUAUAGGAAUUUUCCUGUGGUAGAAGCAAGUUGGUCAAUGCUGCAUGAUGAGAGGCCAUAUUUAUGUAAUUUCUUAGGAACUAUUUAUGAAAAUUCAUCUAGGCAGGCACUAAUGAACAUUUUGAAACAAGAUGGGAAUGAUAAGCUUUGUUGGAUUUCAGCAAGAGAACAGUGGCAGCCUCGAGAAACAAAUGAAAGUCUUAAGAAUUACCAAGAUGCUUUGCUUCAUAGUGACCUCACUUUGUGCCCAGUAGGAGUCAACACAGAAUGUUAUAGAAUAUAUGAGGCCUGCUCCUACGGCUCCAUUCCUGUGGUGGAAGACGUGAUGACAGCAGGCAGAUGUGGAAAUUCUUCUGUUCACCACAAUGCUCCUCUGCAGUUACUCAAGUCCAGGGGUGCUCCCUUCAUCUUUAUUAAGAACUGGAAGGAACUUCCUGCCAUUUUAGAAAAAGAGAAAACUAUAGUUUUAAAAGAAAAGGUUCAAAGAAGAAAAGAAUUACUUCAGUGGUAUCAACAAUUCAAAACAGAGCUAAAAACGGAAUUUACUGAUGCUUUAGAAAGUUCAUUUUCAAUGAAUAAUAAACGUUAACUAUUAAUUAUC